AUGGGCAGAAGUUGCCAUCUCCUGUUUGCUCUUGUAGUUUUCAUUUUGUUUCAUCACCAUACUUCACUGGCUACAGUUCCCAACAUUAACACUGAUGAAGCAGCUCUUCUUGCCUUGAAAUCUCACAUUUCUUCUCAUCCUAAUAACUUGUUACAAAGCAACUGGUCUUCUUCCAGCCCAGUUUGUAGCUGGAUUGGCAUCACUUGCAGCUCUCGCCACCAUCGAGUCACAGCUUUAGACAUUUCUAGCAUGCAACUUCAUGGUACCAUUCCUCCGCAUCUAGGAAACCUCUCAUUUCUUGUUUCUCUCGACAUCAGUAACAACACUUUCCAUGGGGAGUUGCCAGAAGAAUUGGCUCAUUUGCAGAGGUUGAAACUGAUUGAUGUCACAAUCAAUAACUUCACUGGUGCCAUCCCACCAUUUUUAAGUUUGUUAUCUAAUGUCCGAUACAUGUACCUAUCGAGCAACCAGUUUUCGGGGAAAAUUCCAUCUUCCCUUUCCAAUGUAACAAAGCUGGAGGUGUUGACUCUAAAGGAAAACUUUCUCGAAGGAGUGAUCCCUCGAGAACUCGGUGAUCUUCGUCAUAUGACUUUCAUAGACCUGCAAUUCAACCGGCUCACUGGCUCUAUACCGCCAUCAAUCUAUAACAUUACAUCAAUGCAAAAGAUUGGUCUCACCUACAACAAUCUUACUGGCAAGUUUCCAACAACGAUAUGUGACCACCUUCCAAACUUGGAAAAGUUUGCCAUCUCGUACAACUAUCUAGAUGGCAUUAUUCCACCAAACUUAGAAAAAUGCAGAAAGCUUCAAAUGUUGUCAUUGUCUGGCAAUGAUUUCACUGGAACUGUGCCAAAAGAGAUAGGCAACUUAACAGUUCUUACAGAAUUAUAUCUUGGAGACAUGCAUUUGGAAGGAGAGAUACCAGUGGAGCUAGGAAAUCUUAAGAAACUACAGUUGCUGGGAUUAUUCGGGAAUGAAUUUAUUGGUUCCAUCCCUACAAGCAUUUUCAACAUGUCAGCAAUGCAGUACCUAUCAUUUGAUGGAAACGGGCUUUUAGGUACUCUACCUUCAGAUUUAGGCCAUAGAAUGCCCAGCCUUGUAGAAUUCAAUUGUGCGACGAAUAAUCUGAGUGGUUUUAUUCCUGCUUCUAUCUCAAAUUCUUCAAGACUCAGAAAACUUGAUCUCAGUGCCAACAGUUUCACAGGUCCAAUUCUUAAAUCACUUGGUAACUUAGAACAUCUUGAGUUUUUGAACUUGCAGUAUAAUAAUUUUUAUAGCGAUUCAACAUUGAGCUUCUUGGCAUCGUUGACAAACUGUAGGAAACUAAGAGUAAUAGGUUUAUCUGAGAAUCCCCUGCAUGGGUUUUUUCCUACAUCUGUUGGAAAUUUCUCCGACUCUCUGCACAUUUUUGAAAGCUAUGCUUGUAAACUAAAGGGAAGUAUUCCUGAAGAAAUUGGUAAUCUUACUGGAGUCACAAGGAUGAAUAUGCUUAACAAUGAGUUGACUGGACAUAUUCCAAAAACUAUCCAACGCAUGUUGAAUCUACAACAACUUUACCUACAAAGAAACAAGAUAGAAGGAACCAUACCAGAUGUUAUUUGCACUUUAAAGAAUCUCGGUGCAUUAGACUUGACGGAAAAUCAGCUUUCUGGUUCAGUGCCUCCAUGCUUAGGGAACAUCACCAGUUUGAGGAAUCUUUAUCUAGCUUAUAACAGGCUGAAUUCAACAUUACCUGCAAGUUUAGGAAGCCUUCAAGAUCUCGUAGAAUUCAACGUUACAUCCAAUUUAUUAAGUGGGAAAAUUCCUCUGGAGUUUGGAAAUAUAAAGGCAGCAACACUCAUUGAUCUAUCAAAAAAUAAUUUUUCUGGUGAGAUCCCUAACACUCUAGUGGGUCUGGAUAGAUUGAUCAAACUUUCUCUAGCACAUAACAGAUUAGAUGGGCCUAUUCCAAAUUCAUUUGGAAGAAUGUUGGCCUUGGAAUUCUUGGACUUGUGCUAUAACAAUCUUAGUGGUGAAAUUCCAAAGUUAUUAGAAGCUCUUGUGUAUCUCAAGUACCUGAACUUCUCGUUCAAUAAACUUAGUGGAGAAAUACCCAGUGGUGGUCCUUUCGCAAAUGCCACAAGUCAAUCUUUCUUGGCCAAUGAUGCACUUUGCGGUGACUCUAAAUUUCACGUGCCACCAUGUGUCACCAAAUCUCCCAAGAGGAAAAAGAAAAUUUUGGUUUUGUCUGUUGUUUUGGGAGUGGGUCUAGUAUCUAUUGCAUUAGCCCUCUUUUAUGUAUUUUUGAGGUUGCGAAAGAUGAAGAAGAAUGCAAGUCUAGCAGAUUCGCCUCUGGUGAAUUUUAAAGGACAUGAAAGAAUUUCCUAUUAUGAACUUGAACAAGCAACCGAAGGAUUCGAUGAAAGCAACUUGCUUGGUAAUGGGAGUUUCAGCAUGGUCUACAAAGGGACACUAAAGGAUGGUACUCUUUUGGCAGCAAAGGUAUUCAAAGUGCAAUUGGAGGGUGCAUUCAAAAGUUUUGACACAGAAUGUGAGAUGCUUCGGAACCUUCGCCACAGAAAUCUGGCCAAAGUCAUCACCAGCUGCUCCAACCUUGAUUACAAAGCCCUAAUUUUGGAAUACAUGCCCAAUGGGACACUUGAUAAAUGGUUAUACUCUCACAACUUAUUCUUGGACUUAUUACAGAGAUUGAAUGUAAUGAUAGACGUGGCUGCAGCAUUAGACUAUCUCCACAAUGGCUAUUCAACACCUGUGGUGCAUUGUGACUUGAAGCCAAGCAAUGUCUUGCUAGAUCAAGACAUGAUUGGCCAUGUCAGUGAUUUUGGCAUUGCCAAAUUGCUAGGUGCAGAGGAGACUUUUGUCCAAACAAGGACUAUUGCAACCAUUGGAUACAUUGCUCCGGAGUAUGGACAAGAUGGAAUAGUAUCCACGAGCUGCGAUGUUUAUAGUUUUGGCAUUAUGAUGAUGGAGACGCUUACAAGAAUGAGACCAAGUGAUGAAGCAUUUACCGGAGACUUGAGCAUACGACGUUGGGUUAGUGAUUCUUUUCCAAGUGAAAUUCAUAAGGUGGUAGAUGCUAAUUUGGUACAGGCAGGGAAUGAAAAAACCGACACAAAGAUGCAGUGUAUGGUAUCUAUCAUGGAAUUAGCCUUGACUUGCACCUUAGUGAAACAUGAUGCAAGAAUUAGCAUGGAAGAUGCUCUUUCAACACUUAGAAAAAUAAGGCUUCAAUUUGUCAGUAAUCGUCACUAGGUGGAAACAAACCAUCCACUCAUGUACGAUUGUUGCUUGAUUACAUAUUUCAGAUGCAUUAAGCUUUCA
Messenger RNA from Nicotiana tabacum (common tobacco), 3321 nucleotides. RefSeq lists its product as uncharacterized. NCBI's taxonomy places the organism in Eukaryota, Viridiplantae, Streptophyta, Magnoliopsida, Solanales, Solanaceae. Gene Ontology annotation, molecular function: protein kinase activity; ATP binding; protein binding. Gene Ontology annotation, biological process: protein phosphorylation. The record is from RefSeq and is a predicted model, not a curated record.